Messenger RNA from Erythranthe guttata (spotted monkey flower), 1782 nucleotides. Its product is annotated as UV radiation resistance-associated protein. Lineage: Eukaryota; Viridiplantae; Streptophyta; Magnoliopsida; Lamiales; Phrymaceae. The record is from RefSeq and is a predicted model, not a curated record. Gene Ontology annotation, cellular component: lytic vacuole; endosome. Gene Ontology annotation, molecular function: SNARE binding. Gene Ontology annotation, biological process: SNARE complex assembly.
CAAACUUAAGGGAGUUAUACGCAAUUUGUUUAACCAAAGAGAUUCUAGAUGUAAUUAUACUAAACCUUCAGGGUGGUAAGGUAAUUUAAUCUCUCUGAAAAGUUUUCGGGAGUUCAAUUUAAAACGGUUUAACAAACAUAAUCAUACAUUAAGAGAAAAUAAAUUGAGAGUGACGAUAAUUUCAUCAGCAGAAGAAGAAAUUGAGCAGAUAGAAGUGGGGAAGAAUCGACCAAUACCAACUGUUUGUAAUUUCCAUAUCGAUUUCUUCAAUUUUCUGGGGGGGAAAUUGUGUGCAGCAAUGAGUGCAAGGUUCGGAGAAUCCAAACCCUAGAUUUUAAUUUUGUUUUCCCCCAAUAGUUAUUCGGAGUACGAUGGUGAAGAGGCGCUGUGGGGAUGGCUAUCGUUUUUCCCCGUUGAAAUCGAGAAGAUCUGCUGUUAACGAUUCUUCGAUCUUGAGUUGUGAAUGGAGUCUUCCAAGAAGUCAAUUGUGAAGGUACAAGAGGAGAAGCGGGUAGUACAGGAGGAUCAGCGGACCAAGGUUGUGGAAUGGGGGGAUUACGAACAGGAGCUCGGCCGUCUGUGCAGUUUGACCUCCGCUCUUGAAGAAGCGAAGAAGAAGAAAUUGUUGCUUGAAGAGAAGCUUCAUUCCUCAAUUCAAAUAGAAGCUGAGUCGUUAAGUCGGUCGAAUGAGCUUGAUCAGAUGCGUGAAAAAUUGGAAUCUCGUAAGUUGGUGAUGGGAAACAUGUCAAUGCAUUCCAAGGUAGUAAAGGAGAAAGUAAGAAAACAAGAGGAAUGGCUUAAUGCUGAAAUUAGAUCUCUAUUGGCUGGUGGAAGUUCUCUUUCUGUGGCGAAGACGCAUAUGCAGGAUUCAAUCAAGUCGCUUGCUGGAGAAAAAGGUUAUGGUCAUUUGAAAAAAUUGCAGAAACUAUUGAGACUUAGGCAGCAGUAUAUGGUGUCACAAGUUUCCUCGCUGUAUCCAGUAAAGGUUGUGAUAAGAAAAGCUCCCGAGCAAGAACUAGAAUCAUUUAGUAGCAGCAUUAAGUCAGGUGUUCCCGAUGGAUCAAAACCUGUUGACCAGGGCACAAUGACGAUAUCAGGUCUGCACCUUACCGUGAUUCCUUUUUCGAAGAUGAGUUUAUUCACUGACAAGAAGGAGCUUCAGCGAUCUUCAACUGCCCUUGGAUAUGUAGCACAUGCUGUCUCACUUAUUGCUUCUUAUAUGCAAGUUCCUCUGCGUUAUCCAUUACGCUUAGGAGGUUCUCGAUCAUAUAUACGUGACUAUUCACCGUCUAUUGAACAUUCAGCAUCCAGCACGACUUUGGAUUCAAUAACUUCGACAAGCACGAAGCUUGUAGAAUUUCCCCUUUUUGUCGAAGGUCAAGACUCAACUAGAGCAGCUUAUGCUGUAUUCUUGCUAAACAAGGAUUUAGAGCAGCUCUUGAACUUCAUUGGUGUCAAGAGCUUAGGUCCACGCCAUGUAUUAGCAAAUUUAAAGGAGCUUACGAGGACUAUUCUUUCUCCAGAGUAUGUAGAUAGAUGAACUGCCUGACGACUUCACAGUAAGUUUCUGUAAAUGGCAUAUUUGUAAUUUUUUUUUUUUAAAUCGGGUGCUAUUUUUUAAGUGGAGCACCAUACUAUCAGGGUCCAUUUUCCAGAACAAUCCCAAUUACAAAAUGUUAUACAACACAUUUGAUUUGCAUACUUUUCGCUUCGAGUUCAUAUAGAUUUUUUUGUAGAACUUCAAGUAAUACCAUUAUAUAUAUAGAGUUUUAUCGUUUAUUU